Aspergillus japonicus CBS 114.51 is the source of this 1467-nucleotide messenger RNA. RefSeq lists its product as uncharacterized. The record is from RefSeq and is a predicted model, not a curated record. Bases 1 to 1467 code for a protein of 488 amino acids. The transcript has a single exon. NCBI's taxonomy places the organism in Eukaryota, Fungi, Ascomycota, Eurotiomycetes, Eurotiales, Aspergillaceae.
AUGGCAGGCACUCUUCCUACAGGUGACGCCUACUUCAAGCAUGAGCACCUCAGGUGCAAUGGCUUUGAUCCCUCCGAUCCCGAGCACUUCUACACCCAUGUGCUCCUCCAGGUAGUCUACAAUGCCACCGUGGACGAGUUUGCCUCUUCCUUCGAUGCACAAAACGGCUUGCCCAUCAAGGACCACAAGCGGGCAGGCAGGCUGCCGCGACACUGGACCGCUGCCACGGGUACAGAAUACAUCGCGUAUAAAUACAUCACGGCCAUGACGGGGCCGAGCUGUACCACCUUGCAGGGAACCGACCAGCUGCGCACUGAUAUCACCCGGUCCGAGCUGGAGCGGAUGGGCAACGCCACUAGAGUCGCUUACAUCCCGGUCAAGAUCCCUUCGCUCAACGAGCGGUUCCUCUGGGUCGACCUGACCUUCCCCCUGCGGGCGAUCCUCCUGCCUGUGCAGCACCUGGCCCACCCCAGGGCCACCGAUUACUGCCGCUACUUCCAGUACGACUUGCGCCGGCUGAGGGCGCGACUGUCCAGCCUGACCUGCGUGGCUCCGGAGAGAGCCAAGCCUACCCAGCCGGAGGCCCCCCCCGCGGGGGACCUGAUCGACGAGCCAGACCUGCCGGACGAGUAUCUCAAGAAGCUGCGGGCCGCGGAUCGGGUCCCCGCCACGUACAAAAGGACCGAGAUGGUAUGGGAGCCCAAUGAAGCGCAUGGGUGGGCGGAUGCGCGGUGGACCGCCCGCUUCAACAUCCCGCUGCUGUACUACAUCGGACUGGUCCCCACGAAGCACCUGGAGGACGAGUUCCGAAACUGGGAGCGGGCCGUCUUUCUGUUCGAGUACUCCCAGGUGGAGCCAACCAACUACUUCCACGACCCCGUCCCCGCGGUCGUGGAGAAGAUCUGGGUGGAAUCGCCGUCGGUCUGCAAGCGCAACAUGGCCUCGUCGGCCGAGGUCGUCGACCUGGCCCAGCUGCUGUCCAAGAGCCACGCCACCUCGCUCCAGUAUGGGACGGAGACGGGGGCGGGGCCGACAUUCUCCAAGAUCGUCAACGACGUGGCGGUGCUGGGCGUGGGCAUGAUUCCCGUCGUCGGCCCGCUCGCGGCCUGGGGCUGGAAAGCGCUGUAUGACGCGGUCACGAACCCCGAGAAAUUUGUGGAGACGCAGUUCGGAAAAGGGAAUGCCACCGAGCUGCUGGCGACGCUGGUCUCCACCGGCAAGAAUCUGGUGCCGGUCCUCAGAAAGGAAACCUCCUCCUUCAAUCCAGCAACCGUGAUCCACUCCGCCGGCAAGGCCGUGCAGGGCCUAAUCGAUGAUCUGGAGGGGAAAGACGCCGACUCCGUCAAAUCCUCGCUCCCCGAGGACUACCCCGCGGUGACCCUCCCCGCCUCAGUCUGGGGUUGGAUCAAUAUGGCGGCAAUGGUGGCCAGCCCUUCUAUGCCUACCCGCCUAACACAACCACGUUGA